GAGUGUGUGUGUGGUCCAUCCCGAGGUCUUGAAGACACUUUUUUCGCCUGUCGUUGAAGUUUUGUCAACUGUUUUUGGGGCUUGUGGCAGUGCGAGCCGUACCAGAUUUUGGACUACUCUCACCGACAUUCGGUGCGCUAGAUUUAGUCGACAAUUGGCAUUUCGAUCGAGAGGAGAUACUACGCACCUAGCGCUUGUUUGUAACCGAUUAGCAUCAUGACGCGUUCCGUACUGUGGUUUGCCGCACUGGCAGUACUAGCUGUCAGCCUUCACAAUGCUUCAGCCCAACUGGACAACACAGUCGUCAGCAGGCGCAGUUCCAUCAACUCGACGCUAUCCUCCUUCUCGAACAACGUCGUAAACAAGGUGAACGAGUACGCGAACAAGUUUACCAGCAUGCGCAACGAUAUGUCCUGGCAGCUGCGGACGGCAUCGGAAACGCUGACCAGCUUCCUGUCCGACAAACAGAUCGGCGAUAAUGCGCUGCUGGCGUCCGACGUACUGUCCGCCGCUAGUACCACGCUGAGCGCGAGUGUGUCCGCCUCCAUUACGAUUGCGGCCAGCUUCUCCACCGUGAGCACGUGUGUGAACACGAAGACGCAGGCUUCGGUCGCUGCAACGUUCGGCGCGUUCAGUACCGCGCAGGCGGCGUACUUCAACAUCAUCACCUCCUCCACGUCACCGUUCCUGUCGACCUGCCGGUCGAGGUUCUCCAACACGGCAAACGAUCUGGUCAAUCAGGCCGCUGACCGUAUCCAGGAUUGUCUGAACGACGAGAACAACGAGCUGAGCCGCGUGAACUCGAUCCUGAACAACUACAUGACGCUGAUGAAGCAACACUACCAGGCGUUGAGCAACCAUGUUCGCUCCUGUAGCAGCCUCGGUUCGACCUCUUCCCGCACGGAGGUGAAGGCAGAAGUGAACGCUUGUCUUAAGGGGAUCGCGACCUACGUCGGACCACUGUACAAGGCACUGACCGAGCAGCAGUUCCAGCUGGUCAACGCGAUGCUGCAGCUGGAGGUGGUGGCAUCGAACAACAGGGUCAAGCUGUGCAUUAACCAGGUCAGCAAGAGCUACACCGCUAUGGCGGAAGCAAUAGUGCCCUCGCUCAACGAGUGUCUGCAGACCGGACAGUAGAAGCGGGAAAGAUAGGCGAUCGUGCAGUUGGCCGAAUGUUUUCGUUUUUGUUUUAUGUAAAGAAAUUGUACUAAUGUUAAAC
Anopheles stephensi (Asian malaria mosquito) is the source of this 1219-nucleotide messenger RNA. RefSeq lists its product as uncharacterized. The record is from RefSeq and is a predicted model, not a curated record. NCBI's taxonomy places the organism in Eukaryota, Metazoa, Arthropoda, Insecta, Diptera, Culicidae. The transcript has 3 exons. Bases 217 to 1137 code for a protein of 306 amino acids.